Messenger RNA from Amborella trichopoda, 1040 nucleotides. RefSeq names its product bifunctional dihydroflavonol 4-reductase/flavanone 4-reductase. Lineage: Eukaryota; Viridiplantae; Streptophyta; Magnoliopsida; Amborellales; Amborellaceae. The record is from RefSeq and is a predicted model, not a curated record. Gene Ontology annotation, molecular function: oxidoreductase activity, acting on the CH-OH group of donors, NAD or NADP as acceptor.
AUGAGUGAAGGCGAGGGCACGGUGUGCGUCACAGGGGCCGCUGGAUUCGUCGGAUCAUGGCUAGUGAAGCGUCUUCUAGAGGAGGGAUACGUCGUGAGGGCCACCGUCCGAGACACAAUGAACAUGAAGAAGACAAAGCAUCUUCUUGAUUUCCCAAAGGCAAGUGAGAGGCUAACCCUAUGGCAGGCUGACCUUAGAGAUGAGGGAAGCUUUGAUGAAGCUAUCAAAGGUUGUCAUGGAGUUUUCCAUGUUGCCACACCAAUGGAUUUACAACCUAAAGACCCUGAGAACGAGGUGAUAAAACCGGCUGUUAAUGGAGUAUUGAGCAUUAUGCGUGCAUGCCUCAAGGCCAAAACCGUUAAGCGCGUGGUCUUCACUUCAUCAAGUGCGGCUGUUUGUAUUGGGGAGCAACAAUCCGAUUAUUAUGAUGAGAGUUGUUGGAGCGACAUUGAGUUUUGCACGCGUUCCAAGCCAAACGGAUGGAUGUAUGUUGUUUCGAAAACACUUGCUGAGAAAGCUGCAAUGAAGUUUGCUGAGGAGAAUAACAUGGACCUCGUGACAAUUGCACCCUCUAUAGUUGUUGGGCCCUUCAUCGUGCCAACCAUGCACAUUAGCAUACUCAUUGCCUUAGCCCUUAUCACAAGAGAUGAAGCUCUGUACUUCAUUUUGAAACAGAAUUGGAUGGUACAUUUGGAUGAUUUAUGCAAUGCUCAUAUCUUCCUCAUGGAGCAUCCUGAUGCCAAGGGUCGGUACAUUUGCUCUUCGCAUGAUUUCACCAUCAUUCAGUUGUCGAAAAUGAUGAAAGAAAGAUACCCCGAGUAUGACAUCCCUACUGAGUUUGAAGGCGUUGAUGAGACAGUAAGACCCAUAAGGCUCCCAUCUAAGAGACUUGAAGAUCUUGGAUUUGAGUUCAAGCACACAAUGGAGGAAAUGUUGGAUGGGGCGAUCAAUUCAUGCCGUGAGAAAAUGCUGAUGCCUUUCACUGCAAUGGAGAGAGAGAGAGAGAGAGAGUGAAUGAUAUGAUAUGUUAUGAAUGAGUG